UGGCGCAUGCGCGGUGGGGCGGCGGCGCGGCGGCGCGGGGGCAGCGCGGGUGAUGGCGGCGGGCAGGGUGCUGGUGUACGGCGGUAGAGGCGCUCUGGGGGCGCAGUGUGUGCGGUACUUUAAGUCCAGGAGCUGGUGGGUGGCCAGCAUCGACCUGACGGAGAGCGAGGAUGCCAGUGCCAGUGUGGUGGUGGCAAUGACAGACUCCUUCCCUGAGCAGGCUGAGCAGGUGACAGCAGAGGUUGAAAAACUUCUUGGUGAAGAAAAGGUGGAUGCAAUCUUGUGCGUAGCAGGAGGAUGGGCUGGAGGCAGCGCCAAAGCUAAAUCUCUAUACAAAAACUGUGAUCUAAUGUGGAAGCAAAGUGUUUGGACAUCAACUAUUUGCAGCCACCUAGCCACGAAACAUCUGAAAGAAGGUGGCCUCUUGACUUUGACGGGAGCUCAAGCUGCUUUAUCUGGAACCCCAGGGAUGAUUGGCUAUGGCAUGGCGAAAGGAGCAGUGCAUCAGCUUUGUCAGAGUUUAUCUGGUGCUGGUAGUGGCUUGCCAUCUGGUUCUGCUGCUGUUGCCAUUUUACCGGUUACCUUAGAUACACCAGCAAACAGGAAAUCAAUGCCUGAUGCAGAUUUCAGCUCUUGGACACCCUUAGAAUUCAUUGCUGAAACCUUCUAUGACUGGGUAACAGGAAAGAAUAGACCAAACUCAGGGAGUCUAAUCCAGGUUGUAACUACAGGAGGGAAGACUGAACUAAUUGCAGCACAUCUUUGAUGUCAGUCACUUAAGACGGUGGAAAUCAGCAAAGGAGAAGAUAUGGAAAAUCUGUCUACCAAUAUAAUUUGGAUGGUCUUCUGUAUCCAGUGAUUGUGGUUAUGUCAUUAAUGGAACCAGAUUUCAAGUAAUAUUUCUGUACUGUCAGUUGUGAGCUGUCGGCAUUUGUUUACCAACAAGUAUUAAGUAUUUGUCUCUGAAUGAAAGUUGCAGGCCUUAAUGUCCGUAAAUAUCCUAAUUCUGAGCAUUAUAUAUGUUGACUUACCUGUUUUCUCUGAAGUGGCAAUUGUGCUCAAUUAUGUCACGUAAUCACAUCUAUAAUGGUUGGAUUUUUUUCCUCAGUGAGUGUUUCUGGAAGCUUAUUGUGAAUCUGUCAGUAGGCUGUCUGUCCUUAUCUUUCUGAGAAUGUAACCCCACCAUGCAUAUUAUGUUGGCUGUAAUUAGAGGAAACAUUAGGGUCAUAUGCGAUGUUCUAGUCUUGUAACAUUUUUCAUGUGAAAGUUCCACUUCACUUAAUGGAACUGUAUAGAGAUUACUCAUUUGAGAAGGAGUAGCUAAUUUGCCUUACAGUUUAUAAGCUGCUAUCAGGCCUACAGCCUUAGGAUAGAACAGUUGUACUGCCAAAUGAUUAGUAUGUUUUUGUGUUAGUCAUGAUGAUUCUUCACUUUCUGAAAAAGCAAAGUGCUGUAAAGAAGUACUAGAAAAAGCAUACAUACACUUCUAUUUGAAUAUGGAACAUUUUGUGCUAAAUAAAUGUAUAUUAUUUUAUGUA
Molecule: messenger RNA, 1538 nt
Organism: Cuculus canorus (common cuckoo)
Lineage: Eukaryota; Metazoa; Chordata; Aves; Cuculiformes; Cuculidae
Gene: QDPR
Product: quinoid dihydropteridine reductase
Exons: 7
Coding region: 53-766 (237 amino acids)
Biological process (GO): tetrahydrobiopterin biosynthetic process; L-phenylalanine catabolic process
Cellular component (GO): cytoplasm
Molecular function (GO): NADH binding; NADPH binding; 6,7-dihydropteridine reductase activity
Source: RefSeq, a predicted model, not a curated record